Messenger RNA from Penicilliopsis zonata CBS 506.65, 1782 nucleotides. RefSeq lists its product as hypothetical. NCBI's taxonomy places the organism in Eukaryota, Fungi, Ascomycota, Eurotiomycetes, Eurotiales, Aspergillaceae. The transcript is spliced from 2 exons. The annotation marks the transcript as partial. The record is from RefSeq and is a predicted model, not a curated record.
CUCGAGAGUUUGCCUUAUGUACCUGAAGCCAUCUUCAAUAACAUCGAGCGAAAACAAGAUCUGUGUCUUGAAGGGACACGAGAGGCCUUGCUGCAGGAAAUAUACGAAUGGGCGGACAGUGAUCAAGAACAGCCUCUACUUUGGCUGAGUGGAUGGGCAGGAACUGGGAAAUCGACCAUCGGUGUGACUGUGGCCCGGAAAUACGAGGAGAAAGGCCGUCUAGGAGCGUCGUUCCUUUUCAGCAAAGGCAAAGGAAACUCUGAAUCUGCGAUGAAAUUUGUCGCCACUGUCGCAUAUCAACUCGCACAAAAAUCUUCCCUGAUCAAAGAUUCGAUCUGCAAGACGCUUGAGAAAGAUCGAGAUAUCGUGAACAAGUCUCUGUCUGAUCAAUGGCAUCAGUUGAUCUUAAAGCCUAUGUCAGACCUUCCAGAUGAUGAAGGCAAGGCCCCCUAUAUUUUGGUUAUUGAUGCGCUGGACGAGUGCGAAGAAAGCAGAAUCCGUGACAUACAAACAAUACUUUUCGAAAACCAAUCAAAUCACCUGCGAGUUCUCGUCACAAGCAGACCAAAUCUUGAUCCUUCCUUUCAGCCGGCUAGUGGACCGGGAUGCCAGUCUCAUUCCAUUGUGCUGCAUAACAUUGCUACCGACAUUGUUGAACGAGAUAUCCUAAAGUUUCUAGAACAUCAUCUCGCAAAACUAAGACCUGACUGGCCAGGAACAGAACGCAUCAACCGCUUAGUCCAGAUGGCAAGCGGUCUCUUUAUAUGGGCCGCGACUGCUUCUCGAUACGUCACCAGCGGGGGAGGAGCACUCGCUGAGCGAAGGCUUCGAAAGGUGCUCGACAACGAUAUAUGUCCAAACUCACCAGAAGGUUCGCUGGACGACAUUUAUAUCACAGUCCUUCGAGACUCUAUUCCUGCCAAUUGGUCUGAUGAGGAGCGGCGCGUUUGCUGCUACUCUCUGAGACAAUAUCUCGGCAGUAUAGUGGUCCUCUUCGAGCAGAUGUCUCCUCACUCCCUUUAUAAGAUUAUGGAGGUGAAUCCGGAUAAGAAAGCUGAAAUUGAAGUACACGAGCUCUUGAGAAACAUCCGGGCCAUUUUAGACGUCCCAGAAGGUAAAGACGAGAAACGAACAGUAUUUCGGCUGCAUCAUCCCUCGCUUCGGGGCUUUCUCCUCGAUGCAAAUAGAUGCACCGAUAUGGAAUUUCAUGUGGACAAGAAGCAAGCCCACCGGACAUUGCUGGAUGGAUGUCUUCAGCUGUUAUCACAAACUCUCAAACGAGACAUUUGUGGUCUAGAGGCAUCUGGCAUCUUUGACAGAACGCCAGACCAACUUCGAAUCGAGCAUUUGCUUCCUCCAGAGGUUCAGUAUGCAUGUCUUUACUGGGUAAAACACCUCCAGCAGUCUGGCUAUGUGGUUCAAGAAAAUGAUACCAUUUAUCAAUUUAUUAAUGAGCAUUUACUUCAUUGGCUCGAGGCAUUGAACUGGAUGGGAAAAGGCCAUGAUGCACUGGAGGCACUAAGGUGCUUAGAUUCCCUCACUAUACAAAAUAAAAGGUCUGGGGUAUCCAUUCUCAUCAAGAGCUUGAUCCGGUUUACCCAACGCAACCUCGAUAUUCUAACAGAAGCACCUCUUCAACUUUACAGCAGGACCCUUCCAUUUGCGCCACGAAGAAGUCCUGUCUGCAAAAAGGAUAAACGCGACGCAUUGCAUUCAGUCAGAUCCUUGCCCAAGUUCUAUGGCGGCUGGGCCCGGUUCAUACGAAGGAAGAAAAGGAACUGA